Messenger RNA from Coprinopsis cinerea okayama7#130, 1023 nucleotides. RefSeq lists its product as hypothetical. The record is from RefSeq and is a predicted model, not a curated record. The coding region runs from base 208 to 1023 and encodes 271 amino acids. The transcript is spliced from 2 exons. NCBI's taxonomy places the organism in Eukaryota, Fungi, Basidiomycota, Agaricomycetes, Agaricales, Psathyrellaceae.
CAACCACCUCCCGUUCGACCUCAGUGCCUACGUCCUCCGUCCUCCCAGACACCAGCGCAACACCUGCCGCCGACGGCACUGGUCCCCUUGAGACGCGCGGACUUGGACAGGAGACACCACCAGGAGUUGGAUCAGGCGCUCACUGUGGCCGAACAGGCCCAAGAGGAAGUACAGACUUUAAAGAGUGAAGUGGCCGCGACGGUCCAUAUGGCACUCUGCGAAAGGAAGAGGCUUCAGGACGAGUUAAAGAGGGAGAGGAAGGAGAAGAAGGAAUUAAAGGCGCGAGAGAAAAGGCAGAAGGAGGAGCGGGAGCGGGAUCAGCAAGAACGGUGGAAGCUCAUGCUUGAGGAAGUGAAUCGGGAGCGGAAAGCUGCACUCGAGGAAUGGGAGACGAAGUGGACAGCCAAGCUUGAGGAGCAAGAAAAGAAAUGGAAGGCUACCAUUGAGGAAAUGAAGCAGGAGCAAGAAAAGAAAUGGAAGGCUACCAUUGAGGAAAUGAAGCAGGAGCAAGAAAAGAAAUGGAAGGCUACCAUUGAGGAAACGAAGAAGGAGCAGGAGCUGGAAAAUGAGCGGUGGAGAGAGGAAGAAAAGAAAUGGAAGGCCACCAUUCAAGCUACUGUCCAACAUCUUGUCAACAAGGACGUCGAAGCCCUCGACAAGAUCCGCCUCCGGAAUCUUCUCAACCGAGCGCAGGAGAAAAUUCUCGUAGACUGCGGCCUCGUCCACGAAAGCGCCUCUCCCGAAACAUUUCGCUCGCAAUGGCAAGCUAUUUUCCAGGGUGUUCGUUCGAACCGCGCCCAACACCUGCGGGCCUACUUCAAAUCAACCAACGCGCCAAAAUCCGUCCUCGCGCUGUUGGCGUCCGAUGAAACCUUGGCACUUCUCGCGGAGGAGGAUAGGAUGGAAGGAAAUUUGGCCGCUCAUCCAGCCAUAACGGCUCGACGUCCUUAUGAGGAGGUGAUUGGAAGGGCCUUGGCCGAAGCCAGGGAUGCUUUCACGCAGUUACUGGAUUAUAUCAUCUGA